AUGAGGUUCCCUGCUCAGCUUCUGGGGCUGUUUUUGCUCUGGAUACCUGUGUCAAAUGGAGAAACUGUGCUGACCCAGAGUCCACUCACCCUGUCCAUCACACUUGGAGAGUCAGCCACCAUCUCCUGCAAGUCAAGUCAGAGCCUUGUACAUAGUAAUGGAAAUACCUACUUGAACUGGUACCGACAGGAGCCAGGCCAAGCUCCAAAGCCUCUGAUCUAUAAGGUUUCUAACAGGUUCACUGGGGUCCCAGACAGGUUCAGUGGCAGUGGGUCUGUUACAGAUUUCACUCUUAAAAUUAGCAGAGUGGAGGCUGAGGACGUUGCAGUUUAUUACUGCCAGCAAAUGUCAAGUCGAGAAAUAUUAAUGACCCAGACUCCAGUCACCCUGCCCAUGACACUUGGAGAACUGGCCACCAUCUCCUGCCAGUCAAGUCAAAUCAAGGUGCAUAUCUCGAGUGGAGAUAUUGUGAUGACCCAGAGUCCACUUACCCUGCCCAUCACACUUGGAGAGUCAGCCACCAUCUCCUGCAAGUCGAGUCAGAGUGUUGUACAUAGUAAUGGAAACACCUAUUUGCUCUGGUACCAGCAGAAACCAGGCCAAGCAACAAGGCUUCUGAUCCAUCAGAUUUCUAAACGGUUCACUGGGGUCCCAGAAAGGUUCAGUGGCAGUGGGUCUGUUACAGAUUUCACUUUUAAAAUCAGCAGGAUUGAAGCUGAAGAUAUUGCAAUUUAUUACUGCAUGCAAGCUACUGAAAAUCCUCCCACAGUGAUACAGACCUGA
Molecule: messenger RNA, 783 nt
Organism: Chrysochloris asiatica (Cape golden mole)
Lineage: Eukaryota; Metazoa; Chordata; Mammalia; Afrosoricida; Chrysochloridae
Exons: 4
Coding region: 1-783 (260 amino acids)
Biological process (GO): immune response; immunoglobulin production
Source: RefSeq, a predicted model, not a curated record